Molecule: messenger RNA, 5673 nt
Organism: Bubalus bubalis (water buffalo)
Lineage: Eukaryota; Metazoa; Chordata; Mammalia; Artiodactyla; Bovidae
Product: ankyrin repeat domain-containing protein 26
Exons: 34
Coding region: 200-5296 (1698 amino acids)
Molecular function (GO): protein binding
Source: RefSeq, a predicted model, not a curated record
GGCGCGCAGGCGCACUGUGUUUAGCCGUGUCGCUUAGCUACGACUCUUUCUGGACUGAAAGAUUGGAAACCGCGGAGCUUCCCAACUGGGAUAUUGUGGGGGAACUGCUUAGGCUUAUCUGUAGCAUUAGUAUUGGGUUUCGGGGACAGUGAAGAGCCGAGGGAGAGGUGAGGUGUGUUUGAAGCCCGUGGGCUCUGUGAUGAAGAAGAUUUUUGGCUUCGGGAGUAAGAAGGGCGAGUCGCCCUUAGGCUCCUCCAUCAGUCCGGGGAGAGACGGCGGUCAUAGAAUCAACCUCCAGCCGGGGUAUCGCAUCCGAGACAAGGACCUCGGAAAGAUCCACAAAGCUGCCAUUGUAGGGAACGUAGCCAAAGUGCAGCAGAUUCUGUUGCUGGGGAAGAAUGGCCUGAACGACAGGGACAAGAUGAACAGGACUGCGCUCCACUUGGCCUGUGCCAAUGGCCAUUCAGCGGUGGUCACUCUGCUCCUGGAGAGAAAAUGCCUGCUUAACCUCUGUGACAAUGAAAACAGGACCGCGCUGAUGAAGGCCGUAGAAUGCCAAGAAGAGGAGUGUGCGACUCUUCUGCUGGAGCAUGGUGCCGACCCAAAUGUCAUGGACGUCAGUGGGAACACCGCUCUCCACUAUGCUGUCUUUUGCCAGAAUAUAUCACUCGCAGCAAAGCUGCUUUCCUACGACGCCAAUAUAGAAGCCAGGAACAAGGAUGACCUCACACCGCUGUCACUUGCUAUGAGGGAAAGGAAACAGCAAAUGGUGGAGUUUUUAGCAAAGAAAGAAGCAAAUAUACAUGCGGUUGAUAAGAUGCAAAGCAUUCGCCAACUGAUUUCUGAGUAUAAAGAAGAGAGACCUAAAACUCCUCCUGAAAACAGCAACCCAGAGGAUGAAAGUUCUGAAGAAGACUCUUUAAGCAGGUUUUCCAACAAACCUGGUGUUGAUUCAUGGCCUACAUCAGAUGAUGAAGACUUAGAUUUGGAAACCAAGAAUGUCCUGAAACCAAACUUAACAAAGCUAAUGAAUGCUUCUCAGCAAUCCAAGAGAAACAUGGAAGCAAAAUGUGGCAUUGUGAGACCAGAGACUACAACCUUCUCUGAGGACAAUGAUUCUGAUAGUGAAAUUGAAGAUGUGGUUGAAACCGUUCCCGAACCAUCAUCUGUAGUCCAGGACUUCUCUCAUCCUGCCUUCCCACCGGCUGAGCCUCUUCCACAACCUCUCAAGUCUCUUGCGGGCCUUGGUCUCACACAGGAAGGAGCCACAAAGCCAGAGAUUGUAGACAAAGAAAGUGAUACAGAUAUUAUCGAAAGGGCUCCACAAGAGCAAAUAAAUCAUGACCAUUUGAGUUCUGUUGAUGGAACACACAAAAAUAAUAGAAGUGAUAUGAUGUCAGCCUUAGGUUUGGGAGAAGAGGAAGAUAUAGAAUCACCUUGGGAUUCUGAGAGUGUCUCUGAGAGCCUUCCACGGAAGUAUGUGGAUCUUUUAUCUGGAGCUGCUGGUCAAAGAGGAAAAAAUACGUUAAAUGAACAAGUAGAAGAUGUGUCUUAUAUACCUUCUUGCAUGAUUGGAUCGAGAAACUUUAAGAUGGCUAAACUAGAGGAGCCAAGACAUGUAGGCAUACCAGUAGCCCACAUGGAUUCUCCUGAGAAAUAUCAUAACGUGAAGCCUGCAGUCUUAGUGAAAGAUUCUGUUCCUAAUAAAACAGUCGGAAUGAAGGAUUUACAAACAUCCACUUCAGAUUUGUCGGCAGAACUAGACUUAGAAAUGACAUCAGAGGAAGAAGAAGAAAAACCUGUUGGAGAUGAAAACCAUUCCCAGGUUGAAGAAGAAAAGAAGCAGCACAAAAGUAGUGAAGUGGAAAUAUCAGACAAUGUAUGUGAUACUGCUGAUGAGAGUGGAUUGAUUCAGCAGAGAAAAAGUGGAGGAAACAGCAGUCAGGAGUUUGCUGCUAUGGAGAAUGAAGGUUCUGAUAGUAGCGAUCCUGACGUGCCUAGGAAGGAAGUAAAGAGAAAGGUCAAUAGCAAAUGGACACCAGAAGAACGUGUGACUGCCCCAAUAUUGGAAAAGACCGGUUCACUGACUGGUGGUCUGCUGCACAUGAAUGAUGACGGCAUUUUAAGUGAAGUGGAUCAGGAUGAUGACAGGCCUGCAAAGAAAACAUCUAAUGAAAAUAACAAGGUCAAAGAACAAAUUAAUUCUGUGGAUGACCUUGAUGACUUAACCCAGUCAUCUGAAACAGCUUCCGAGGAUGGCGAGUUGCUUUACUAUAAGAAUUCCAUGUUGCUAAUUGAACAACUUGACACAGGGUGUAAAGAUUCUGUUAGCUUGUUGAAAAUCCGGGAUACGAUUCUUUCGUAUGAAAGAUUAGUAGAACUUAAAAAAAGCCACUGUGAACUGCUUAGAGGAAAGAUUAAAAAAAUGGAAAGUAAGGUUCGUGGGCUACAGAAAGAGCUGUCAGAAACAAAAGAAGUGAAAUCACAGUUAGAGCAUCAGAAAGUGGAGUGGGAACGUGAGCUCGGCAGCUUGAGAUUCACCUUAAAGCAAGAAGAAGAGCAGAGAAGAAAUGCCGAUAUGUUGUAUGAAAAAAUUAGGGAGCAGUUAAGAAGAAAAGAAGACCAAUAUAGUAAAGAAGUGGAAAUGAAACAGCAACUUGAACUCACUCUCAGAGCACUAGAAAUGGAACUGAAGACUGUGAGAAAUGAUCUGAAUCAGGUUAUAGAAGAGCGAAAUGACACUCAGAAGCAGCUUUCUCGAGAACGGAAUGCCAGAAUCUUACAGGAUGGAAUUCUGGCCAAUCACCUUGCCAAACAAAAGGAGAUAGAAAUGGCUAAUAAGGAAAUGAACUCUGAGGUUUCUGAUAGUUGUGAAGAAGCAAAAGAUCUGUUGCACAAAAACCACAUGCUGCAGGAGGAAAUUGCCAUGCUAAGACUGGAGAUAGAUGCAGUGAAAAUUCAGAACCAGGAAAAGGAAAAGAAAUAUUUUGAGGACAUUGAAAUUGUAAAAGGAAAGAAUGAUGAUCUUCAAAAGGCAAUAAAACUGAAUGAGGAAACGUUAACAAAGACUACAUCCCACUAUACAGGCCAGCUUAAUGCUCUGACAGCUGAGAAUACAAUGCUAAACUCUAAGCUGGAGAACGAAAAAGAAAGCAAACAAAGACUGGAGACGGAAGUGGAAUCCUACCGUGCUAGACUGGCUGCUGCCUCACACGAUCAUGAUCAAUGUCAGACAUCAAAAAGAGACCUGGAACUUGCCUUCCAGAGAGCAAGAGACGAGUGGUUACACUUGCAGGAGAAAAUGAAGUCCGAUGCGGCUAAUCUAAAAGAUAACAACGAGAUGCUUUCCCAGCAGCUUUCUAGAGCGGAAAGUAAGUUCAAUAACCUAGAAAUUAAGCUGCAUCACACUAGAGAUUCUCUCAGAGAAAAGAUUUUGAUGUUAGAACGUGUCCAGAGAGACCUAAGCCAAACCGAGUGUCAAAAACAGGAAAUUGAACACAUGUAUCAGAACGAACAAGGCAAAGUGAAUAAAUAUAUUGGAAAGCAGGAAUCCUUAGAGGAGAGAUUAUCUCAGCUCCAGAGUGAAAACAUGCUGCUCCGACAGCAACUGGACGAUGCACAAAACAGAGCCGACAGCAGAGAGAAGACGGUCAUCAGCAUCCAAGACCAGUUUCAGCAGAUCGUGAGAAAACUUCAGGCCGAACGUGAGAAACAAGGUGUGAUGCUGGAGGAACGAAACAAGGAGUUAGUCAAGGAACGUAAUCAUUUAAAAGAGAGAAUGUGUCAGUAUGAAAAUGAGAAAGCAGAAAGAGAAGCAGGUGUGAGACAACUUCAGCAAGAACUGGCUGAUACCCUGAAAAAGCAGUCUAUGUCAGAGGCGUCACUGGAGGUCUUGUCACGUUAUCGUGCCAACUUAGAAGUUGAGGCACAGGAUUUAAAGAAGAAAUUAGGUCAACUCACAAGUCAGUUGCAAGAAGCACAGGAUCAACUUACAGAGGCUGUGAGAUGUGCUGAGAAAACACAGGAUCACGUCCAAAAGCUUGAAAUUGAAAAUGCCGAGUUACAAACUACAGUCAAAAAGCAAGCAGGCAAAAUUGAACAGCUUCAGAAAAACCUGUUAAGUACAAGAUCGUCUGAGGAUGAAAAGGAGCAAUUAAAGAAAUACAUUGAAUUAAAACAAUCUCUGGAAAAUAGCUUGGACCAAGAAAAGAAGAAAAACAGUGAGUUAGAAAAAGAGAUUGCUGGAUUUAAGAAACUCUUAAAAAUGACAAGAAGGAAGUUAAAUGAAUAUGAAAAUGGAGAGCUUAGUUUCCAUGGAGAUUUAAAAACCAGUCAAACUGAAAUGGAUAUUCAAAUUAAUAAACUAAAACAUAAGAUUGAUGAUCUUACAGCAGAGCUGGAAACUGCAUCUUCAAAAUGUCUGCACCUGGAUGCAAAAAAUCAAGUUCUUCGAGAGGAGUUAUUAUCUAUGAAAGGAAUGCAAAAGAAAUGUGAAAAACUAGAGAAGAAUAAAAAGAAGUUGGAGCAAGAAGUAGUGAACCUCAGAAGUCAUAUAGAAAUGAAUAUGAUCGAACACAGUCAAGUAGAGCAGUAUAAACGGGAGAUUGAAGAAAAGGCGAGACAGGAUCUCGUGGAGAAAUUAAAGGAAGUCAACCUAUUCUUGCAGAUACAAGCAGCAUCUCAGGAGAACUUAGAGCAGUUACAAGAGAAGAAUAAUGCUUCCAUAAGAAGUCAGAUGGAACUCAGAAUUAAAGACUUGGAAUCUGAACUCUCCAAGGUGAAAACUUUGCAAGAAGAUUCUCAUAAAGCAGAGUUGGAAAAAUAUAAGCAACUCUACCUAGUAGAACUAGAAGUUAGAAAGUCAUUGGAAGGUAAACUGGACAAGACUCAUGAGAGGCUGGCAGUGAUCAGCACCAAACUUGAGGUGGAGAAAGAGCAGAACAGAUCUUUACUCAGCACUCUUAGCACGAGGCCAGUCCUGGAGCCCCCUUGUGUUGGAAAUUUCAAUAAUCCUUUUGUGCUCAAUGGAAAUCUUACUCCAAGAGCAAACCUAGGUUUUUCUACCUCAAUUCCACGCCCUUCAAAUAACAGCAUGGAGACUUACUUGACCAAGAUGCGGCAGGAGUUGGACAGGAGUAUAACUAGAGAACUCAGAGAAGCUGCUGCUGAAUUUGAAUCUGAGUCCUAUGGAUUGUCUCCUGUAGGAGCUACAGAUGGGUCAAAUCUGUCUCAGGACCUGCUUUUGAAAACAUCACAAGAAUAUGUACAGAUUUUGAAGAAAAAAUAUAUGAUCUGAAAGAUAAAUAGUAAAAAUUUCCCUUCUGGACUGUUUUCAUGACAUUUUAGUUUCUCAUUAAACAUGAUGAGAAAAUCUUUAUUAAAGGGAAAUAUUUUUGUGUGUAUGAUGAAAAUUUAUAUGGUAUUUUAAAAAUACUACUUUUAAGUAGUAUUAAUACUACUUUUAAACAGUAGUAUCUAAGUAAUUUUGAUACUAAGUAUUUUCUCUGUAGCUAACUUAAACCAGCACUGUUAAGUUUUCCAUAUUCAAAGUGGAAGUGUUAGUCACUCAGUCGUGUCCGACUCUGCGACCAAUGGACUACAGCCCAGCAGCCUCCUCUGUCCUCCACUAUCUUGUGGGGUGAGCUCAAAUUCAUGCCCAUUGAGUUGGUGAUG